UUUUUUUUUUUUUCUUUUCCUGCUUCCAAACGCCUUCUUCGAGUCUGAAGCUGGGCAGGUCUCCAAAGGUGCAGCAGCCACAACAAUCCAGCAGUUCAAAGUUAGGCAGCAGUUGCACAACUUCUAGCAACUCUCUUAGCCGGCUGCUAAUGAGCUGAAAGCCAGGGACAUUUGAGGAGGUGAAGAGGAAACUUUCAAUCCUCUUCCCUUCACGGAGAAAUCUGGAUACCCACCCCUCCACCCCCAUCUCCAGAUAACUUUGAGAUAAGACCCUUUCUCUUUGGGGGCCUGGUGGACCAUGGCUCCCUUUGGAAGGAACUUGCUAAAGACUCGGCAUAAAAACAGAUCUCCCACUAAGGACAUGGAUUCAGAAGAGAAGGAAAUUGUGGUUUGGGUUUGCCAAGAAGAGAAGAUUGUCUGUGGGUUGACUAAACGCACCACCGCUGCUGAUGUCAUCCAGGCUUUGCUUGAGGAACACGAGGCUACAUUUGGAGAGAAACGAUUUCUACUGGGGAAGCCCAGUGAUUACUGCAUCAUAGAAAAGUGGAGGGGUUCAGAGCGGGCUCUUCCUCCACUAACUAGAAUCCUGAAGCUUUGGAAAGCCUGGGGAGAUGAGCAGCCCAAUAUGCAAUUUGUCUUGGUUAAAGCCGAUGCUUUUCUGCCAGUUCCAUUGUGGAGGACAGCGGAAGCCAAAUUAGUGCAAAACACGGAAAAAGUAUGGGAACUCAGUCCAGCAAAUUACCUGAAGACAUUACCACCAGAUAAGCAAAAAAGAAUAGUCAGAAAAACUUUCCGGAAACUAGCUAAAAUUAAGCAGGACACAGUUUCCCAUGACCGAGAUAGUAUGGAGACCCUAGUUCAUCUGAUUAUUUCCCAGGACCACACCAUUCAUCAGCAAGUCAAGAGAAUGAAAGAGCUGGAUCUGGAAAUUGAGAAGUGUGAAGCUAAGUUCCACCUGGAUAGGGUAGAAAAUGAUGGAGAAAAUUAUGUCCAGGAUGCAUAUUUAAUGCCCAGUUUCAGUGAAAUUGAGCAGAAGCUGGACUUGCCUUCCGAUGAAAACCAGAGUCUGGACGACCUGACUGAAAGUGAUGGAAUUGUACACCUGGAGGAGAGAUUAGCGUAUUACAGAAUGCUCAUUGAUAAGCUCUCUGCUGAAAUAGAAAAAGAGGUAAAAAGUGUUUGCACAGAGAUAAAUGAAGAUGCAGAAGGGGCCACUGCAAGUGAGCUUGAAAGCUCUAAUUUAGAAAAUGUUAAGUGUGAUUUGGAGAAAAGCAUGAAAGCUGGUUUGAAAAUUCACUCUCACUUGAGUGGCGUCCAGAAAGAGAUUAAAUACACUGACUCAUUGCUUCAGAUGAAAGCAAAAGAGUAUGAAUUCCUGGCCAAGGAGCUCAAUUCACUGCAUAUUAGCAACAAAGAUGGAUGCCAACUAAAGGAAAACAGAGGGAAGGAAUCUGAGGGCCCCAGCAGCAGUGGGGAGGUUCCUUCCUUGACUCAAAGAGUAUUUAACUUGUAUACAAAUGACACAGACUCGGACACUGGUAUCAGCUCUAACCACAGUCAGGACUCGGAAAUAACUGGAGGGGACGUGGUGCUAUUGUCAACAUAAUUUGAAUGGCUUGUUUCUGACCUACUUUAACGUUCAUGUUUGUUUAAUAGGGAAGUUUAUUUUAAAUAUCACAUUCUGAAAAAUGAUGUAAAUCAUGUUGAGUAUCCAGUAGUUAGUAAAAACGAGAGAAAGUUUAUUUUUGAUUUAAAAGUUCCAAAGUCACCUAAUUAUUACAAGUUCAGACGAGGAGAUGUUUAUUAGGAAUGCAACACAAAUAGCUUGCAGGUUUCUAACAGAAAUGAUUUGAUGGGAAUUAUCAUCCCUUAGAGCUUCUGUGAGAAAUGAUUUAUACAAAGUAAUUCUUAAUAUUGCAGUCAGUGUAUUGAAACUAGACACAUGAACAAGUAAAAUUAAAAAUGUGCUGUGAUAUAUUUCUUCAAAGCUAUAUCACUGGAAUUUUUAAGUCUGUAAUGUACAUGACAAUUAUACUACUAUAACUGGUAAUUCAGGUCUUGGUUCUUCUCGUUGAUACUUAGAAUGUACAUCAUCUCUGCGACUUUCUGAACCCCUCUGCUUGUUUAGACCCAGACAACAGAAAGCGGGAAGGGCUCCCAGUGGGACAUGUGCAAAUACCAGCAGUGGAUUGGGUGGGGGUAUAGAUAAGAAAGGGCCAAGUGCUACAUACAACAGCAAUUUUUCUAACAAUGGCUAAAGUUAUUAAGACUUAUGCCUGGGCUUUCUCUGACAAAGCAAAUCUUCUGAUCAAACAAAUGGUCACUGUAGGUUUGUUUUUUGAGUGAGGUAUGAUGUGGGCUACAGAGAAAAUCACAGGGUCACAUUCCUGUUUACACCCUGUUCACAAAACAGCCUCCUAUAAAGGCAACUUGGUGUCCUUUGUGUGGGUAAAAUAGAGUUCUGUAUACCCUAAGUAUUAGCAUUUUGCCUUUUAACCUACAGAGAGGAACUCACAUGGACAAAAACCUUUUAUUCUUUUACACUGGAAUUCAGAUUGUCCCUGUAGAACUUCAUCUAAGGUGCAAACUAAAAAAAAAAAAAAAA
This is a messenger RNA of Enhydra lutris kenyoni (northern sea otter), 2605 nucleotides long. Its product is annotated as Ras association domain family member 9. Gene Ontology annotation, biological process: signal transduction. Bases 299 to 1606 code for a protein of 435 amino acids. Lineage: Eukaryota; Metazoa; Chordata; Mammalia; Carnivora; Mustelidae. The transcript has 2 exons. The record is from RefSeq and is a predicted model, not a curated record.